AUUGACAUCUAAAGACUCUUGGUACGUGAGGAAGAAACCCGGAAAAGGAAAGCAAAGGAGUCAGGGAUGGCUCUUCCUCAGGGUCUAUUGACAUUCAGGGAUGUGGCCAUAGAAUUCUCUCAGGAGGAGUGGAAAUGCCUGGACCCUGCUCAGAGGACUCUAUACAGGGACGUGAUGUUGGAGAAUUAUAGGAACCUGGUCUCCCUGGGUAUCUCUUCCAAAUGCACAAUGAAGGAGUUCUCAUCAACAGCACAAGGCAAUACAGAAGUGAUCCACACAGGGACAUUGCAAAGACAUGAAAGUCAUCACACUGGAGAUUUUUCCUUCCAGGAAAUUGAGAAAGAAAUUCAUAACUUUGAGUUUCAGUGGCAAGAAGAUGAAAGAAAUGGCCAUGAAGCACCCAUGACAAAAAUCAAAAAAUUGAUGGGUAGUACAGAGCAAUAUGAUCAAAGGCAUGCUGGAAACAAUCCUAUUAAAGAUCAGCUUGGAUCAAGCUUUCAUUCACAUCUGUCUGAACUCCACAUAUUUCAGCCCAAAGGGAAAAUUAAUAAUCAAGUUGUGAAGUCUAUCAACAAUGCUUCCUCGGUUUCAACAGGCCAAAGAAUUUCUUGUAGGCCCAAAACCCAUAUAUCUAAUAACUAUGGGAAUAAUUUCCUGAAUUCUUCAUUACUCACACAAAGACAGGAAGUAUGCAUGAGAGAAAAAUCUUUCCAAUGUAUUGAGAGUGGCAACGCCUUUAAUUAUAGCUCACUCUUAAGGAAACAUCAGAUUAUUCAUCUAGGAGAGAAACGAUAUAAAUGUGAUGUAUGUGACAAGGUCUUUAUUCGGAAGCGAUACCUUGCACGCCAUCAUAGAUGUCACACUGGUGAGAAACCUUACAAGUGUAAUGAGUGUGGCAAGUCCUUCAGUCAGAUGUCAUCCCUUACAUAUCAUCAUCGACUUCAUACUGGAGAGAAACCUUACAAAUGUGAAGAAUGUGACAAAGCUUUCAGACACAAUUCAGCCCUUCAAAGACAUAGGAGAAUUCAUACUGGAGAGAAACCACACAAGUGUAAUGAGUGUGGCAAGACCUUUAGUCAGAAGUCAUACCUUGCAUGCCAUCGUAGCAUUCAUACUGGAAAGAAACCUUACGAAUGUGAAGAAUGUGACAAAGCUUUCAGUUUCAAAUCAAACCUUGAAAGUCAUAGGAUAACUCAUACUGGAGAGAAACCAUACAAGUGUAAUGAUUGUGGCAAGACCUUCAGUCAUAUGUCAACCCUUACAUGCCAUCGUAGACUUCAUACUGGAGAGAAACCUUACAAGUGUGAAGAAUGUGAUGAAGCUUUCCGUUUCAAAUCAAGUCUUGAAAGACAUAGGAGAAUUCAUAAUGGAGAGAAACUGUACAAAUGUAAUGAGUGUGGCAAGACCUUCAGUCAGGAGUUAUCCCUUACAUGCCAUCAUAGACUUCAUACUGAAGAGAAAACUUACAAAUGUAACGAUUGUGGCAAGACCUUCAAUCAGGAGUUAACCCUCACAUGCCAUUGUAGACUUCAUAGUGGAGAGAAACCUUGCAAGUGUGAAGAAUGUGACAAGGCUUGCAGUUUCAAAUAAAAUCUUGAAAUAUGUCAGAAAAUUCAUACUGGAGAGAAAUGUUACAAGUGUAAUGAUUGUGGCAAGAUCUUCAGUCAUAUGUCAUCCAUUGUAUACCAUCAUAAAUUUCAUAGUGGAGAGAAACCUUACAAAUGUGAAGAAUGUGAUGAAGCUUUCAGUUUCAAACCAAACCUUGAAAGACAUAGGAGAAUUCACACUGGUGAGAAACCUUACAGGUGUAAUAGGUGUGGCAAGACCUUCAGUCAUACGUCAUCCCUUACAUGCCAUCAUAGACUUCAUACUGGAGAGAAACCUUACAAAUGUGAAGAAUGUGAUGAAACUUUCAGAUACAAAUCAAACCUUGAAAGACAUAGGAGAAUUCAUAGUGGAGAGAAACCGUACAAGUGUAAUGAGUGUGGCAAGACCUUCAGUCAGAAGUCAUGCCUUACACGCCAUCAUAGACUUCAUACUGGAAAUAAAUCUUAGAAACGUCAUACUGGAGAGAAACCUUAGAAGUGCAAUGAGUGUGGCAAAACCUUUCAUAGGCAGUCAGCGCUUAUUUACCAUCAAGCAAUCCAUGGCAGAGGGAAACUUUACAAAUGUAAUGAUUGUCACCACGUCUUCAGUAAUACUACAACUAUUGCAAAUCAUUGGAGAAUCCAUAAUAAAGAGAGAUCUUACAAGUGUGAUAAAUGUGGCAAAUUUUUCAGACAUCGUUCAUACCUUGCAGUUCAUGGGCGAACUCAUGCUGGAGAGAAACCUUACAAAUGUGAAGAAUGUGAUAAAGCUUUCAGAUUCAAAUCAAACCUUGAAAAUCAUAGGAGAAUUCAUACUAGAGAGAAACCUUACAAGUGUAAUGAGUGUGGCAGGAUGUUUAGUCAAAAUUUAGCCCUUGUAAUUCAUAAGGCAAUUCAUACUGGAGAGGAACCUUACAAGUGUAAUGAAUGUGGCAAGGUUUUUAAUCGCAAAGCAAAGCUUGCACAUCAUCAUAGACUUCAUACUGGAGAGAACGCUUACAAGUGUAAUAAAUGUGGCAAGGUUUUUAAUCAACAAGCACACCUUGCACGCCAUCAUAGAACUCAUACUGGAGAGAAACAUUACAAGUGUAAUGAGUGUGGCAAGACCUACUCUCACAAUUCAGUCCUUGUAAUUCAUAAGACAAUUCACACUGGGGAGAAACCUUACAAGUGUAAUGAGUGUGGCAAAACCUUCCGUCACAAUUCAGUCCUUGUAAUUCAUAAAACAAUUCAUACUGGAGAGAAACCUUACAAGUGUAAUGAAUGUGGCGAGGUUUUCAAUCAACAAGCACACCUUGCACGUCAUCAUAGAAGUCAUACUGGAGAGAAACCUUAGAAAUGUGAAGAAUGUGACAAAGUUUACAUUUUUGACGGGGCUUUCGGACGUGAUUCACACCUGGCACAACAUCCUGGAGUUCACACUGGAGAGAAACCUUACCAGUGUAAUGAGUGUGUCAAAGCCUUUAGUGGGCAGUCAACACUUAUUCACCAUCAGGCAAUCCAUAGUGUAGGGAAACUUUACUAACGUAAUGAUUCUCACAACGUCUUCAGUAAUGCUACAACCAUUGUAAAUCAGUGGAGAAGCCAUAAUGAAGAGAGAUCUUACAAAUGUAAUAAUUGUGGCAAAUUUUUCAGACAUCGUUCAUACAUUGCAGUUCAUUGGCGAACUCAUGCUGGAGAGAAACCUUAAUGUCAUGAUUGUGGCAAGGUCUUCAGUCAAGCUUCAUCCUAUGCAAAACAUAGGAGAAUUCAUACAGGAGAGAAACCUCACAAGUGGGAUGAUCGUGGCAAAGCCUUUACUUCACAUUCUCACCUCAUUAGACAUCAGAGAAUCCAUACUGGACAGAAAUCUUACAAAUGUCAUCAGUGUGGCAAGGUCUUUAGUCCGACUUCACUCCUUGCAGAAUAUCAGAAAAUUCAUUUUUCAGGUAAUUGUUCCCAAUGCAAUGAAUAUAGCAAACCUUCAAGCACUGAUUGACAUUAGAGUCAGUUCAGCAUUGACUUGAGUGAGUUGACUUAACGUUGACUUCAAGCAUUACUUGACAUUAAAGUGUUUAUGUUAAGAGGACUGGGCUGUGUGGCAUGGCUCACGCCUGUAAUCCCAGCACUUUGGUAGGCCAAGGUGGGUAAAUCACUUGAGGUCAGGAGUUUGAGAUCAGCCUGGACAACAGACCUGAUCCACUUUUCCCAGCCUGUUUUUUGUUUCUUUGACAAAAACUGAUAGGGAUUUUUAUGGGUAUCGUAUUGAAUCUAAAUUACAUUGGGUUAUAUAAUCAUUUAACAUAUUAAUUUUUCCAAACCAUCAAUAUGGGUUGUGUCUCUAUAUAUGUUUUUAAUCAUUUUGAUCAAUUUUUGUUGAUUUCAAGGUACAAACGUCUCACCUUUUUACGUUUAUUCCUAAGUAUUUCUUAUUUUAAGUUCUCCAGCAAAUGGAAGUGUGUUAAAAUUUUCUUUUAAAAUUGUUUAUUAUUAAAGUAUGGAAAUUCAACUAA
Molecule: messenger RNA, 4078 nt
Organism: Gorilla gorilla gorilla (western lowland gorilla)
Lineage: Eukaryota; Metazoa; Chordata; Mammalia; Primates; Hominidae
Product: zinc finger protein 813
Biological process (GO): regulation of DNA-templated transcription
Molecular function (GO): RNA polymerase II cis-regulatory region sequence-specific DNA binding; DNA-binding transcription factor activity, RNA polymerase II-specific
Source: RefSeq, a predicted model, not a curated record